Molecule: messenger RNA, 1476 nt
Organism: Colossoma macropomum (tambaqui)
Lineage: Eukaryota; Metazoa; Chordata; Actinopteri; Characiformes; Serrasalmidae
Gene: aqp4
Product: aquaporin 4
Exons: 5
Coding region: 102-1091 (329 amino acids)
Biological process (GO): transmembrane transport
Cellular component (GO): plasma membrane; basolateral plasma membrane
Molecular function (GO): water channel activity
Source: RefSeq, a predicted model, not a curated record
GCAUCGCUGCAGGAGCCACUGAAUCCCAAACUUCUGCUCUCUGAUUGGAGUCAACAAGUUUUACUUUCACAUGUUGUUAGUGAGAUGAUGCUCACAAAGUGAUGAGAGAAGAGUUUUCUGGCCGAAAUAAAUGUUGUGGUUGUCUUCGGAGGUGUCCUCCUUCAUGCUCCUGCCAUUGUGAGUGUGCCAUGGCUGCCUUUAAGGGUGUGUGGACGCAGGAUUUCUGGCGAGCGGUUUGCGGAGAGUUCCUGGCCAUGCUGAUCUUCGUGCUGCUCGGCCUGGGCUCCACCAUCAACUGGUCGACUGCGCAGGAAAGCCCCCCUCCCCCCGACCUCGUCCUCAUCUCUCUCUGCUUUGGCUUGUCCAUAGCCACGCUGGUCCAGUGCUUCGGCCACAUCAGUGGCGCCCACAUCAACCCGGCCGUCACCGUGGCGAUGGUGGCCACGCGAAAGCUGAGCCUGGCGAAGGGCGUGUUCUACCUGGGGGCGCAGUGCCUGGGGGCAGUGGCAGGGGCUGCUAUCUUGUACGGUGUGACCCCACCUGCUGUGAGAGGGAGUCUGGGGGUCACCUCGGUGAAUGCUGGUAUCUCCACUGGCCAUGCCCUGGUGAUUGAACUCCUUAUUACCUUUGAGCUGGUCUUCACUGUCUUUGCCACCUGUGACCCUAAGCGCAGUGACCUGAAGGGUUCAGCAGCGCUGGCUAUCGGCUUGUCUGUGUGCAUCGGUCACCUAUUCGCAAUCCCAUAUACUGGAGCCAGCAUGAAUCCUGCUCGCUCAUUUGGGCCUGCGGUCAUCAUGGGACACUGGGAAAACCACUGGGUGUACUGGUUGGGUCCUCUAAUAGGCGCUGUUAUAGCUGCAGCUCUGUAUGAGUACCUGUUCUGUCCUGACCUUGACCUGAAGAGACGCUACACCAGCGUUCUAUCCAAAAGCUCCUUCCCCCGAGGCCAGUACGAAGGCAUGGAGCCGGCCGCUUUCCCUAGUGAGCAAGCUCAGCUGGUGGUCAAGCAGCCGGCCUUUACUGUGCUGGACGUGGAGCGGGCGGAGAGGAAGGAGAGGGAGGCGGCUGGUGAGGUGCUGUCCUCUGUAUGACUAGUGAGGAGCACUGAGGAGGAAGAACAAAGAUCUGGACACUACUCCAGAGCCCAGCUUAAAGAGACUGACCUGAUCUAGAGGUGUAGUUUGUGUGUUUGUGGGUGUUUAAGAACUCGUGAGUGAUUUCGGUAUCAGCUGUCUAGGACAUAGACUGACUUUACAUUCAGACAAAUCUAGAAGGUUGUAGGUUGCAGACUGGGACGAUGCUUUAACCUUUAGAAGUUGAGAGUUAUUACUAUUGUUUUGCUAGAUUAUUCAAAGAAAAUUAACUAACUACAUAUUUAACUACAUAUUGACGUGUUGUUCUGUUUUAACGUCAAGAACUGACAAAUAAGGCAGAAACAUAAAGGUGUAUUUUCUUUCCAACAAUAACAACUUUUCA